This is a messenger RNA of Toxotes jaculatrix (banded archerfish), 2542 nucleotides long. Its product is annotated as sodium/potassium/calcium exchanger 2-like. The record is from RefSeq and is a predicted model, not a curated record. NCBI's taxonomy places the organism in Eukaryota, Metazoa, Chordata, Actinopteri, Toxotidae. Gene Ontology annotation, biological process: long-term synaptic potentiation; intracellular calcium ion homeostasis; long-term synaptic depression. Gene Ontology annotation, molecular function: calcium, potassium:sodium antiporter activity; calcium channel activity. The coding region runs from base 1 to 1944 and encodes 647 amino acids. Gene Ontology annotation, cellular component: membrane. The transcript is spliced from 11 exons.
AUGGGUUCAGAUCAACCCUGCAUGGAUACGCUAGAGCGGCGACCCAUAUUGGGUCCUGCCUGUAAGUGGCAGGGCCACCGGUGUCUGCGGAAAAAGCUGAGGCCCGUGCGAAUCUUAGGUUUCAUCUUCAGCCUGGUGGCCGUAAGUGCUGUCUCCUUCAGUGCCUUGACCUGGAGCUCAGGUGGUCUCAGUGAGCCAGUGCUCCCCCAGAAGAGUCUCCACCAGUCGGCCCCACACAGGACUCUGCUUUUCACCCAAAACCAGAGGGACCCCAAUGUCUCAGCUGACAUGCCAAUAGCCAUGAAAUCUGCAGCAGACAGAAACGAGAGCCAGGGGGAGUACCCACCAGACCUUUUCAGCCUUGAGGAGAGGCGCCAAGGAGCAGUGGCCCUCCACAUGUUUGGCAUGAUCUACAUGUUCAUUGCCUUAGCCAUAGUGUGUGACGAGUUUUUCGUCCCGGCGCUCACAGUCAUCACAGAGAAGCUGACCAUUUCGGAUGAUGUAGCAGGGGCCACCUUCAUGGCGGCAGGCGGCUCAGCUCCGGAGCUCUUCACCUCCAUCAUCGGUGUCUUCAUCUCACACAGCAACGUGGGCAUCGGGACCAUCGUGGGCUCGGCCGUCUUCAAUAUUCUCUUCGUCAUUGGGAUGUGCGCCAUCUUCUCCAAGGAGAUCCUUAACUUAACAUGGUGGCCACUCUUCCGCGACGUCUCCUUCUACAUCCUGGAUCUGAUCAUGCUCAUCAUCUUCUUCCUGGAUAACUUAAUCUCCGUGUGGGAAAGUAUCGUACUGCUCUCAGCCUAUGCCGCCUACGUGAUCUUCAUGAAGUGCAACAGCAAAGUUGAGAGCUUCGUCAAAGAUUGCAUGAACAAGAAUCAAGUGGUAGAAGUAGCUGUACAACCCAAGAAGGCAAGUCCUGGGGCGCCAGAGGAUGACGGCAAGUUGUCGGCAAGACCUCGGCUGCAGAGGGGGGGCAGUUCCGCCUCCCUGCACAACAGCUUGAUGAGAAACAGCAUUUUCCAACUGAUGAUUCAUACGUUAGACCCUUUGAGUGAAGAAUUUGCUGACUCUGAGCUUGGGACUUAUGGGAAACUAAAAUAUUAUCACUCAAUGACUGAGGAAGGUAAAUUUCGAGAGAAGGCGUCCAUCCUUCACAAGAUCGCUAAAAAGAAAUGCCAGGUGGAGGAUAGCGAGAAGGCCAACGGAGUCGCAAGCCGAUCAGAUAAGAACCUUCCAAACAGCUCCAGUGUGGAAGUGGAAGUGACACCACCCAUGAAUGGAACGGCGGGGCAAGAGGGGGAGACGGCUGAGGAUGAGGAGGAAGAGGACCAGCCUCUGAGUCUGUCCUGGCCCGAAUCCAACCGCAAGCGCUUCACCUACCUCUUCAUCAUGCCUAUCGUCCUCCCCCUGUGGCUAACGCUGCCUGAUGUCAGGAAACCGUCUUCAAAGAAGUUCUUCCCCAUCACCUUCUUGGGAGCCAUCUGCUGGAUUGCAGGCUUUUCGUACCUAAUGGUGUGGUGGGCUCACCAGGUUGGAGAGACCAUUGGGAUUACAGAAGAGAUUAUGGGCCUGACUAUAUUAGCAGCUGGAACCUCCAUCCCUGACCUCAUCACCAGUGUUAUUGUGGCACGCAAGGGGCUGGGUGAUAUGGCUGUAUCCAGCUCCGUAGGCUCCAACAUCUUUGACAUUACUGUUGGACUGCCAUUCCCCUGGCUCCUCUGGUCCCUGUUCAGCGGCCUGAGCCCUGUUCAAGUCAGCUCCAACGGCCUCUUCUGUGCCAUCGUGCUCCUCUUCCUCAUGCUUCUCUUCGUCAUCAUCUCCAUCGCCGCCUGCAAGUGGCGCAUGAGCAAGCUGCUCGGCUUCAUCAUGUUCAUGCUGUAUUUUGUCUUCCUAGUGCUCAGCGUCAUGCUGGAGGACAAGACCAUUACCUGUCCGGUGUCCGUCUGAGGACCCUUGAGGACCUACUUCCUCUCCCUCGUCACCACCACUACCACCACCACCACUACGAGCAUUCUUAGUGUCUGCCAUCACUCGUCCCUGAUCUUUAUGAUCCUUUACCCCAGGAAUAAAAGGAGGACUAGACAAAAGAAUAAUAUAGGAAUAUGAAAAAAUUAUGGAAUCUACUGAUAUUUUCAGUAAGCAAGUGGUGGCGGGGAGCAGUUAAACCAACAAAGGCACAAGACUCUGGCUUGGCUGGGUAAACAUAGGCCUAAUCUGAGUGGAUUUUUAUUUAUUAAUAUUAUUGAAUUGGCAAGUGAGGGGAGUUGUCGGUGUAUCAGCCAAAUAUAGAAACAUUAUGCAUGCCAUUAGCAUCACUAGGUGAGCUGAAAUCAAGACUAUGUCUGGCUGUUUGAGGAGAAUGACCUCCUGUGAACUUUCAGGGGGCGGGCGGGGGCAUCUAGUAAAGAUACACUGAAUAAAACUCUUACUAAUAAAUGCAGUGACUGAGCUGAAAUUGUGGGCAUAUUUGAACUAGUUCAACAGACUAAGAUGUUGUCACCAAGAGUGAAGAGGAAUAUUUGUGGCUAGGGAAAAGGCAGACUGU